AUGCAUGGGAAGACCUGGACCCUGUGCCUGCUGCUUCUGCUGGGCCUGGGGCUAAGAUGCCAGGAGGCUCUGCCCCCACCUUGUGAGAGCCAGAUUUACUGCUAUGGGGACCUCCUACACCAAGUUCAGAUGGCCAGGCUCUUCCAGGAUGACAAGCAGUUUGUAGACAUGCCACUGUCCAUGGCUCCAGACCAAGUCCUGCAGAGUUUUAAGGAACUGGCCAAGGCGCACAACUCCACCAUCCCCCAGCAGCAGCUGCAGGAGUUCGUUGAAAAGCACUUCCAGGCAGUAGGGCAGGAGCUGCAGCCCUGGACCCCUGGGGACUGGAAAGAGAGCCCCCAGUUCCUACAGAAGAUCUCUGAUGCCAAGCUGCAGGCCUGGGCAGGGCAGCUGCACCAGCUCUGGAAGAAGCUGGGGAAAAAGAUGAAACCAGAGGUUCUCAGCCACCCUGAGAAGUUCUCUCUGAUAUACUCCCAACAGCCCUUCAUUGUGCCCGGUGGGCGCUUUGUUGAGUUUUACUACUGGGACUCCUACUGGGUGAUGGAGGGCCUGCUCCUCUCAGAGAUGCCUGAGACGGUGAAGGGCAUGCUGCAGAACUUCCUGGACCUGGUGAAAACCUAUGGCCAUAUCCCCAAUGGCGGGCGUGUGUACUACCUGCAGCGGAGCCAGCCCCCACUCCUGACUCUCAUGAUGGACCGCUAUGUGACUUACACCAAUGACAUUGCCUUCCUAAGGGAGAACAUUGGGACUCUGGAUUUGGAACUGAACUUCUGGGCUGAGAACAGGAGCAUCAGCGUGAGCUCUGGAGGAAAGAACUACACCCUGAAUCGCUACUAUGUUCCUUACGGGGGACCCAGGCCAGAGUCCUAUAGCAAAGAUGCAGAGUUGGCGGACACCUUGCCAGAAGGUGACCGGGAGGCUCUGUGGGCUGAGCUAAAGGCUGGGGCCGAGUCUGGCUGGGACUUCUCUUCCCGCUGGCUCUCCAAACGCUCAAACCCCAGCUUGCUUAGCACCAUCCAUACCAGCAAAAUGGUGCCUGUUGACCUCAAUGCCUUCCUGUGCCAAGCAGAGGCACUGAUGAGCAACUUCUACUCCAGAUUGGGGAAUGACUCCCAAGCUACAAAGUACAGAAAUUUGCGGGCACAGCGCUUAGAUGCCCUGAAGGCCAUGCUGUGGGACGAGGAGAAAGGUGUCUGGUUCGACUAUGACCUUGAGAAUGCGAAGAAGAACCCAGAGUUUUACCCAUCCAACCUCACUCCUCUCUGGGCCGGCUGCUUCUCUGACCCUGCAGUUGCGGACAAGGCUCUGAAAUAUUUGGAGGACAGCCAGAUCCUGAACUACAAGUAUGGGAUCCCGACCUCUCUCCGAAACACAGGCCAACAGUGGGACUUCCCCAAUGCCUGGGCCCCGCUGCAGGACCUGGUCAUCAGAGGUCUGGCCAAGUCGCCUUCACUCAGGACCCAGGAAGUGGCUUUCCAGCUGGCCCAGAAUUGGAUCCGAACUAACUUUGAUGCCUACUCCAAAAAGUCUGCCAUGUACGAGAAGUAUGACAUCAGCAAUGGUGGACAACCGGGAGGAGGAGGGGAGUAUGAAGUUCAGGAGGGAUUUGGCUGGACCAAUGGAGUGGUUCUGAUGCUCCUGGACCGCUAUGGUGACCGGCUGACCUCGGGGGCCUGGCCAGCUCUCCGGGAACCCCACUGCCUGGCUGCAGCCCUCCUGCUCAGCCUCCUGCCAUGGUAA
Orycteropus afer afer is the source of this 1740-nucleotide messenger RNA. It is a transcript of the gene TREH, whose product is annotated as trehalase. The record is from RefSeq and is a predicted model, not a curated record. The transcript has 15 exons. The coding region runs from base 1 to 1740 and encodes 579 amino acids. NCBI's taxonomy places the organism in Eukaryota, Metazoa, Chordata, Mammalia, Tubulidentata, Orycteropodidae. Gene Ontology annotation, molecular function: alpha,alpha-trehalase activity. Gene Ontology annotation, biological process: trehalose catabolic process.